Molecule: messenger RNA, 1716 nt
Organism: Bipolaris maydis ATCC 48331
Lineage: Eukaryota; Fungi; Ascomycota; Dothideomycetes; Pleosporales; Pleosporaceae
Product: acyl-CoA desaturase
Biological process (GO): DNA repair; unsaturated fatty acid biosynthetic process
Cellular component (GO): nucleus; endoplasmic reticulum membrane
Molecular function (GO): stearoyl-CoA 9-desaturase activity; phosphoric diester hydrolase activity; iron ion binding
Source: RefSeq, a predicted model, not a curated record
AUGCAGCAAGAACCCGAAGAUGCUCCGCCGACUAAGCGCCGUCGACUCGAUGAUGUUGAUUCGCCCAAAGAGGAAAUGCUUGAGAACCAGCCUUGUUCGACAGAAUCAACCAAGGGUCUCGAUAGACCGAUUAGCCCCCCGUCAUUGUCGAAGCGGGUGGGGACAGCCGAGCCAACAACACGUUUCAUCCCAUCGCCCGUGCAGCUCACGCAGAUUGAAAAGUUGCCCAGAGAGAAGAAUGUCGAUACGGUGUGCUUGUCCGAUUUGCUGGGAGAUCCCUUGAUCAAUGAGUGUUGGAACUUCAACUAUCUGUUCGACCUGGAUUUUGUCAUGCAACACUUUGAUUGGGACGUUAGGAAGAUGGUCAGGAUCAAGAUUGUGCAUGGCUUCUGGAGGGGUGAUGACAAAAACAGGAUGACAUUACUGGAAGCAGCAGAAGAAUAUCCCAACAUCGAGCUCAUAAGUGCAUAUAUCCCAGACCCAUUUGGUACCCACCAUUCGAAAAUGCUCAUUCUCUUCCGAUAUGAUGACACCGCUCAAAUCAUUAUCCAUACAGCCAACAUGAUUCGCCGCGACUGGGCAAAUAUGACACAAGCAGUUUGGGUGUCACCGUUACUUCCACUCUUGAGGCAUACUACAUCGGAGGAAUCAAAGUCAACUAGCAUCCACUCUAUCGGAAGCGGCGAACGAUUCAAAGUUGAUCUUCUUCGUUACUUGUAUGCGUAUGGAAAGGGUACGAGGGCUUUGACCUCCCAGCUUAAACACUACAACUUCUCGGGCAUUCGGGCAGCGUUCCUUGGAAGCGCGCCAUCAAGACAGAAACCUUCUGCGGCCAGUCCUUCACACACUGCUUUUGGCUGGUUAGGGCUAGACCAGAUACUUUCUGGUAUUCCAGCCAAGGCAUCAGAAGACAGUUCCCGUCCUCACGUUGUCACUCAAAUCUCGUCAGUGGCAACACUAGGUGCGACACCAACAUGGCUUUUCCAUUUCCAGUCCAUUCUUUCGCGCUGUUCGAAUGUCAAUGAUUCAGAAAAAGAAGAGGCGUCAUCGUCAUUCACAGAAGCAUGUACAUUAUCCAUCCAGCAAAAGACCAAUACAGUAGGAGCACCAGAACCCAAGUUCAGCGUCGUAUUUCCAACUCCGGAUGAGAUCCGCAUGUCCCUAGAUGGCUACAGUUCUGGCGGGUCCAUCCACUGGAAAUUCGAGUCCGCCCAACAGCAAAAACAGCUCGAAUACAUGCAUCCAAUACUCUGUCACUGGGCACCCGUAUCCCAGCCCGAUCAACCUCAACGAAAAGCACACCGCAGCACAGCAGCACCACAUAUCAAAACGUACAUUCGCUUCAGCGACGAAACCCACACGACCAUCGAUUGGGCUCUGCUUACAAGCUCCAACCUAAGCAAGCAAGCAUGGGGCGACGUGGCUAAUAAAAACGACGAAAUCCGCAUUCAGUCAUGGGAAACAGGUGUAGUGCUGUGGCCUGCUUUGUUUGCAGAACAUGAGCACUCAUCGACGAUAAUGGUCCCCGUGUUCGGGAUUGAUAAUCCAGAGGCGGACAGCACAUACGAGGCAAAGAAAGGGACCGUGGUUGGGUUUCGCAUGCCAUAUAAUCUACCACUCGUACCGUACUCGGCGGAUGAGCGACCUUGGUGUGCGACGAUGGCGCAUAAGGAGCCAGAUCGGUAUGGACGUACCUGGGCUGGUUGGGGACAUUGA